GGGCGGGGCAAGGGUUGUCGCGUAGUUACGUGACGCUCCUCCUCAUCCGGCGCGUCGCGGGGUCCACAUCCGGCGGGGAAGAAGUAGAGGAAGAUGUCGCUGUCCUGCUUUCUGCCCGCUCCCAUUCAGCUCUCCCAGGACCAGCUGGAGGCUGAGGAGAAGAUCAGGGCUCAGAAGUCUCUGCAGACGGCUUUGGUGGCAUCACGAAGGGAACCGCCCCCAUAUGGACAUCGGAAAGGCUGGGUGCCCCGAACUGUGGAGGAUUUUGGAGAUGGAGGGGCGUUCCCGGAAAUCCAUGUGGCGCAGUACCCCCUGGACAUGGGCAGGAAGAAGCGGUCGUCCAAUUCCCUGGCUGUACAAGUGGAUGCAGAGGGGAAGAUCAAGUAUGAUGCCAUUGCACGGCAGGGCCAGGCAAAAGACAAGGUUAUAUACAGUAAAUACACAGACCUCGUACCUAAGGAAGUGAUGAAUGAAGAUGACCCAGACCUCCAGAGACCCGAUGAAGAGACAGUCCGAGAGCUGACAGACAAGACUCGCCAGGCCCUGGAUAAAGCUGUGUCCCAGAAGAUAGCCGCAGCCAUGCCGGUUCGAGCCGCAGACAAGCUGGCACCAGCACAGUACAUCAGGUACACGCCAUCCCAGCAAGGUGUGGCAUUCAAUUCGGGAGCCAAGCAGAGGGUCAUUCGUAUGGUGGAGAUGCAGAAAGACCCUAUGGAGCCACCACGUUUCAAAAUCAACAAGAAGAUCCCACGUGGCCCCCCGUCUCCUCCUGCUCCUGUAAUGCACUCCCCCAGCAGGAAGAUGACUGUCAAGGAGCAGCAAGAAUGGAGAAUCCCCCCUUGCAUUUCUAACUGGAAAAACGCUAAGGGUUACACCAUACCGCUGGACAAGCGUUUGGCUGCUGAUGGCAGGGGCCUUCAGACUGUCCACAUUAAUGAGAACUUUGCUAAACUAGCUGAAGCUUUGUACAUCGCUGACAGAAAGGCUCGAGAAGCUGUGGAGAUGAGAGCCCAAGUGGAAAGGAAGAUGGCACAGAAGGAGAAGGAGAAAAAGGAGGAAAAGUUGAGAGAACUGGCUCAGAUUGCCAGAGAACGCCGAGCUGGAAUAAAGUCUCAUGCAGAGAAAGAGGAUGGAGAAGCCAGAGAGAGGGAUGAAAUCAGAGAUAACAGGCGAAAGGAGCGACAACACGAGCGCAACCUGUCCAGGGCAGCCCCCGACAAGAGGUCAAAGCUGCAGAGGAAUGAGGAUAGAGACAUCAGUGAACAGAUUGCCCUUGGAAUACCCAGCCAGCGACCAACAGCGGAGAUCCAGUACGACCAGCGGCUCUUCAACCAAAGCAGGGGUAUGGACAGCGGCUUUGCCGGUGGGGAGGACGAGGUGUACAAUGUAUAUGAUCAGCCUUGGAGAAGUAGCAAGGAAAUGGCACAAACCAUCUACCGGCCCAAGAACCAAGAUGUGGAUUUCGGGCCAGACUUGGACACGCUGAUGAAGAACAACAGGUUCGUUCCCGAUAAGGAGUUCACCGGCUCAGACCGCAAGCAGCGCCGCGAUGGGCCCGUGCAGUUUGAGGAGGAUCCUUUCGGUUUGGAUAAGUUCUUGGAGGAAGCCAAACAGCACGGAGGAUCCAAACGCCCCUCAGACAGCGGCCGUGCCAAGGAGCAUGACCAUGAGGGCAAAAAGCGCAGGAAGGAGUGAAUUUUUUUUUUUGUGUGGGGGCUGCACUGUUGUCACCAGGACCCCAAGGACUAUCUUGUGGCAGCCCUAAUAAUGUCACCGGGCUACAAAUCUGCCCAUAUCAGUUAUGUACAUAUGUAUCAAAGUGCUGACCAAACGCCUCUGAGCAAUGUUGUGUAAGAAGAGUCACUGAAGUCUGCAGAGCAUUGCGCCACGUGCAGCAAGUACUGUGUGUGUGUGUGUCUGUAGAGUGGAAAGCUUCAAUCAAUGCCUAACCUCAUAUACCCGGACUAAACACUCUGGAUGGUUCUCACAAUGGACAGAGAAAUCGCAUUCCUCUGCUGUAAGACACAAUGUCGGUUUCUGGAAUUUUAUGUUGCAUAUCCGAUAUUUAGAGAGAUGACAGUAGAAUGUGUUCCUUUCUGUUUAUUUAAACAUUUUAAAUACAAUAAAAAAAAAAAAGUUAUUCAUCGUC
Rana temporaria (common frog) is the source of this 2149-nucleotide messenger RNA. It is a transcript of the gene SNW1, whose product is annotated as SNW domain containing 1. The transcript has 14 exons. The record is from RefSeq and is a predicted model, not a curated record. Gene Ontology annotation, cellular component: spliceosomal complex. Lineage: Eukaryota; Metazoa; Chordata; Amphibia; Anura; Ranidae. The coding region runs from base 94 to 1695 and encodes 533 amino acids. Gene Ontology annotation, biological process: mRNA splicing, via spliceosome.